GAACAAGAAUGAUCUAUACUAAAACAUCCUAGAACUAACCUAAUCACCCUUAAUCUCCCUAACCCAUGAAUUCAAAAGGUGAUUACUCACUAAUCUCCAUGAUUCCUCUUAAACCCAUAUUGGAUUUCAGAUUAAUCAUGUAGAGAAAUAGAUAAGAAAUCAACAAGAACACAAGAUGAAAGCAAUAAAAUCUGAAUCAAAAGAAGUUUUACUAGUUGUUCUCUAGAAAAGAGAUUAUCUGCCUCCCAUGGCUUACAAAAGUACUUAACUUAGGUUUAGACAAUGUAAAACAACAAAACAAAUGACCAAAAGGCCUCUGAAAUAACAUAAAAAUCGUCCAAGCAAAACACAUCGGGAGCGACCUCCUGGAGCGACUAUGCUAUUAGUCAAUAUAUCAAAACUAAAUGCAAAAUAAAAUAUUGCAUAUUGUUAUUUCUAACAAAAUGAAUAGAUAUAUAAAUCUAGCUUAAUUUAAUGUCACCGACGUGGAAAUAAUUUAAGUAAAGAUAAAAUUAACAACUAAUCUCUUUAUGUUAUUAUUACCACUAAAUGCUUCUUACCUUUAUCUUCAUAUUAUUAAGUCUUUUUACUAUAAUUAACAAAAGUUCUAAUUAUUAACAAGAAAAUGAAACUAAAUCAAUAAAUGCACAUUAUGAUAAUAUUUUUAACAAACAUUUCCUUACAUUUUAAGUAAACAAUUACUAUUUUUCUUUUAUUAUUAAAAAAUAGAAACCAAGUCACAUGUACUCAUACUAUUGGUUAACUAAGAUUUUUAUUAAAAUCUAUCUACAUAAGAUUAGAUUUCAAGUUAAAUUUAUGGUAUUUUAAGAGAUCACAUCUAAUGUAUUUAGAAAUAUAUUUAUUCAAAAAUGGUAUUUGUAAAAAUGUGAAUCUGAUGUUUUACAUAGUGUUUUGAGUAAAAUAAGCAAUAAUAAGCAAAAAGAGAUGUUGACAAAAGAAAAAGCAAAAAGAGAAUUAAAUAUAUCCUGCUUUGGAAAAUUUAUAUUUGACUAUUUUAGUUAUAGAAAACAAAAACAAAAAACAAAAUAGAGAUGAUUAUUUGUUGGUAGCAAGAAGGGUAUUUCAGGAAUUGAUUAUUUCUUAAUGAGCAAUUUAUGUUACUAAGAAACAGAGAAGACAUUAAAAGAAAAACGAAAUUAUAAGACAAAACCAAACAUAAAAAAAAAGAGAGGAAGAUUUAUCAUUUCUUCAUGACCAAUUUAUUUCUUCCAAAUUUGCUCAAAUGCCUUUAAGCUCUCUCACAUACCCAACUCUAUAUAAGAUUACAGUUUAGAUUUUCUUUUUUAUGUUUGUUUUGCAUUGGCUCUCAACUCUCCAGCUUGAGCAAGUGAAGGAUCCUUUGUUGCUAGAAUCAUCUCUUUCGCUUAGGGUGAAAAAGGGUUUCUGAUUUGAUAAAUCUCCGGUGAAAAUGGCUUCUUCUACAGUUAAAGUUGGCUCCUUCGUUUGGGUGGAAGAUCCAGAGGAGGCAUGGUUAGAUGGUGAAGUUACUGAGGUUAAUGGAGUUGAUAUCAAGGUCCGAUGUACUUCAGGGAAGACGGUUGUUGUCAAAGUUUCAAACACAUAUCCAAAAGAUAUGGAAGUUCCUCCUUCUGGAGUGGCCGACAUGACAACGCUAGCAUAUCUACAUGAACCAGGAGUCCUCCAGAAUUUGAAAUCAAGAUAUCACUUAGACGACAUAUAUACUUACACAGGAGAUAUUUUGAUUGCGGUGAACCCUUUUAAACAACUAGAGAACCUUUACAAUGACCAUACGAUUGCACUCUACAAAGGAGCUCCCUUUGGAUCAUUGAUGCCUCAUCCGUUUGCAGUUGCUGAUGCAGCUUACAGACAAAUGAUUAAUGAGGGUGUUAGUCAAUCAAUCUUGGUAAGUGGUGAAAGUGGAGCAGGGAAGACUGAGACUGCUAAAACGCUUAUGAAAUAUCUGGCUAAGAUGGGAGGUCGAGCUGUCAAUGAUCUCUCGACCAGAAGGAGUGUUGAAGAUCAAGUUUUGGAGUCAAAUCCUGUUCUAGAAGCAUUUGGGAAUGCAAAGACCGUCAGAAACAACAAUUCAAGUCGAUUUGGUAAAUUCGUGGAGAUUCAGUUCGAUCAAAGGGGAAGGAUAUCAGGAGCUGCUAUCAAGACUUAUUUGUUAGAGAGAUCAAGGGUGUGCCAAGUGUCAGAUUAUGAGAGAAACUAUCACUGCUUUUACAUGCUUUGUGCUGCACCAAUAGAGGACACUAGAAAACUUAAGCUAGAGGAUCCAACAACAUACCGUUAUCUGAAUCAGUCUCGUUGUAUUAAGUUAGAGGGGAUGGAUGAUUCGAAAGAGUAUACUAAAACCCGAGAAGCAAUGAGCAUUGUCGGGAUAAGCUCAGAGGAGCAGGAAGCAAUAUUUAGAAUUUUGGCGGCUAUUCUUCAUCUAGGUAACAUAGAAUUUACAAACGGAGAAGAAACAGACUCGUCAGCUCCAAAAGACAAGAAGUCACUGAAGAUUGCAGCUGAGCUUUUCAUGUGUGAUGAGCAAGCACUGGAAGAUUCUCUUUGCCAACGUGUAAUGGUGACACCUGAAGAAACACUUUCCAGAUGUCUGGAUCCUGAAUCUGCAGCAUUGAGCAGAGAUGCUUUGGCAAAAUUUGUAUACUCAAGAUUGUUUGAUUGGAUUGUUAACAAGAUCAAUAAUUCAAUUGGGCAAGAUCCUGACUCGAAAAACAUGAUCGGAGUGCUUGAUAUUUAUGGAUUCGAGAGUUUCAAGACAAACAGCUUUGAACAAUUUUGCAUCAAUUUGACCAAUGAGAAACUUCAGUUCCACUUUAAUGAGCACGUCUUAAAAAUGGAACAAGAUGAGUACAAGAAAGAAGAAAUUGAGUGGAACCACAUCGAUUUCCCAGAUAAUCGAUAUGUUUUGGAACUUAUUGAGAAGAAACCUGGUGGUAUAAUUGCUCUUCUGGAUGAGGCUUGCAUGUUCCCAAGAUCAACACAUGAAACAUUUUCUCAAAAGAUGUAUGAAACAUUCAAAAAGAACGAGUACUUCCGCAAGCCAAAAUUAGCUCGUACUGACUUCACAGUUUGCCACUACGCUGGUGAUGUCACUUAUCAGACGGAACAGUUUCUGGAAAAGAACAAAGAUUAUGUUGUCGCUGAGCAUCAGGCUCUUCUAGGUGCUUCUAGGUGCACUUUUGUUGCAGGUCUAUUUCCUCUUCAAAUGGAAGAUGCUAGCAAACAGUCAAAGUUCUCUUCUGUAGCUUCACAAUUUAAGCAACAAUUGGCAUUAUUGAUUGAACGUCUCAGUACUACUGAACCUCGCUAUAUUCGUUGCGUUAAGCCCAAUAAUCUUCUGAAGCCUUCUAUCUUUGAGAACCAAAAUGUCCUGCAACAGCUACGUUGUGGGGGUAUGAUGGAGGCAAUUGAGAUUUGUCGUGCUGGAUAUCCUACACGAAAACUUUUUGAUGAAUUCCUGGACAGAUUUAGUAUCCUAGCAGCUUCUCUUACUUUGGAUAAGAGUUAUGAUGAGAAAGAAGCCUGCAAGAAACUUCUGGAGGCAGUUGGACUCGAAGGAUACCAGAUUGGAAAGACGAAGGUUCUCCUCAUGGCUGGACAGAUGGCUGAAUUAGAUGCUCGGAGGACUGAGGUCUUAGGAAGAGCUGCCAGAAUUAUACAGUGGAAAUUCCGCUCCUACCUUCUCAUCAAAGCUGCAAUAAAUAUGCAGGCUGUGUGCAGAGGUCAUCUUGCUCGACAUAGGUUUGAGGACAUGCGCAGAAAAGAAGCGGCUGCUUUGAAGAUCCAGAGAGCUUUGCGGAUCUACCUUGAGAGGCGUACUUACAUAGAAGCUGUUGUUACAGUUCAGUCAUGUUUGCGCGGCAUGGCUGCUCGCAAUGCACUACGAAAGAAGACCAACGCCACACUUGUUAUUCAGAUCAAUUGCCGUAGAUUCCUGGCGGAGACGCACUACAAGAAGCUGAAGAAAGCAGCGGUUACUACACAAAGUGCAUGGAGAGCAAGGCUAGCCCGUAAAGAACUGCGAGAGCUUAAGAUGGCUGCAAAAGAAACUGGAGCCCUACAAGCUGCCAAGAGCAAGCUUGAGGAGCAAGUGGAAGAUCUCAAGUUGACACUGGAGCUAGAGAAACGCUUGAGGGUGGACGUGGAAGAAAGUAAAACACAAGAAAAUGCGAAACUGCAAUUGGCAUUGCAGGAAAUACAAGACCAGUUCAAGGAAACCAAAGUGUCUCUCUUAAAGGAAGUGGAAGCUGCGAAAAAGACUGCAGAAAUGGUUACUGUGGUAAAGGAGGUUCCUAUUGUUGACACUGAACUAGUGGAGAAACUCAAGAGUGAAAACGAAAACCUCAAGUCCAUGGUAACUUCGCUGGAGCAGAAGAUAGAUGAAACAGAGAGAAAAUUCAAGGAGACAACCAAAAUUAGCGAGGAGAGACUGAAGCAGGUUUUAGAAGCUGAAAGCAAGGCUUUGGAAGCUGAAAGCAAAAUCGUUGAUUUGAAGACAGCCAUGGACAAACUACAAAAGAUGUUAGAGGAUGUGAAAAAUGAAAAUCAAGUUUUGAAGCAAUCUGUCUCAAGCACACCUGUUGAGACAGCAUCAGGACAUUUCCCUUCUACUCCAGUAAAGAACCUGCAAAAUGUCCACCAUCCUAGCGAAGAAAAUGCGUCUCUGCAGGGAACUAUGUUUACCACACCAGCAAGGAUUCAAGAACCGAGGGGAUCCCGUUUUGAUCCUCGACAUGAGGAUGUGGAUGCCUUAAUCAACUGUGUCACAAAAAGUGUUGGAUUCAGUCAGGGGAAGCCUGUAGCGGCAUUUACCAUCUACAGAUGUCUUCUUCAUUGGAAAUCUUUUGAAGCAGAAAGAACCAAUUUGUUUGAUCGUCUUGUUCAAAUGAUUGGUUCAGCUAUCAAGAAUGAAGAAGAAGACAACGCUAGUUUGGCAUAUUGGUUAUCCAAUACUGCGACCUUACUGUUCAUGCUCCAACAAAGCUUAAAAUCUGGUGGAACCGGGGAUAAUACUCCACUUCGAAACUCACCUUCCUUGGUCUGGUGGAUGACCAAGGGUUUCCGUUCUCCAGCGGCUGAAGCGAUUCGGCCAGUUGAUGCCAAGGUUCCAGCUCUGCAUUUCAAGCAGCAGCUUGCAGCAUAUGUUGAAAAUAUUAUUGGGAUUAUCUGGGAUAACCUGAAAACGGAGCUGAACACUUUCCUUACUCUCUGCAUCCAGGCACCAGUUACCUAUAAGGGGAAUGCACUGAUAUCUGAUAGCACUGCUAAACACUGGGAAGGGAUUACUGAAGCCUUAGAUGCACUGCUAAUCACACUUAAAGAUAACUUUGUUCCGCCGGUUCUUAUCCAGACUAUAUUCUCUCAGGCCUUCUCGCUCAUCAAUGUCCAACUGUUUAACAGCCUUGUCACCCGACGUGACAACUGUUCAUUUAUCAAUGGAGAAUAUGCAAAAUAUGGUUUAGAUAAGUUAGAGAAAUGGUGCUCGGAAACAAAUGAAGAGUAUGCUGGCUCAUCCUGGGAUGUACUAAAACAUACCAGACAAGCUGUUGGAUUCUUGCUCAUCCAUAAGAAAGACAGAAUCUCAUACGAAGAUAUUGCAAAUGAUCUGUGUCCAGUAAGUCUCUCUAUCAACCAACUCAUUUGUUGGACUUUGAGUUUGUGGUUAUGCUUGACACCAUUUUUUUCCUUGACUCAGAUCCUUAGCAUACAGCAGCAUUUCAGACUGUGUACUCUGUACAAGGAUGAAAUCUACAACACAGAAAGUGUUGAUCAAGAGGUGAUCGAAAGCAUGGGAAAAGUUAUGAUACUGAUAGACGUCAGCGACUUCUUGUUAAAAGAUGAUUCUAGCAACAGCAUGUCCAUGUUGAUCGAUGACUUAUCAAGUUCGAUGCAAGAUAAGGACUUUUCCCAAGUGAAACCUGCCGAGGAACUUGUGGAGAACCCAUCUUUCGUUUUCUUGCAGUAGUGCAAUUCAUAGAAACCAAAACUGCCCCCUUUUAACAAAAAAAUAUAGGAGGAAGAAUCUCAGAGAAAAUGGCUGAAGAAUUUUUUAAGAUUCGCCAGUUUGUUUAUUUGUUUCUCAUUACAUAUCUCUCUCUAAUUAUCCCAGAGAGCUUAAUUAUAUAACUUGUGUUGCUGGGAGAAAACAAAAGACAUGGUCAGUUCUUGUUGGUGUUGUGCAGUUUUUCUUAUAUAUUUUCCUUCUUUAUCUAAUUUUAUAAGUUUUAUUUCAGUUCUAAUAUUUUUUUAUU
This is a messenger RNA of Brassica rapa (field mustard), 6248 nucleotides long. RefSeq names its product myosin-13. Lineage: Eukaryota; Viridiplantae; Streptophyta; Magnoliopsida; Brassicales; Brassicaceae. Gene Ontology annotation, cellular component: membrane; actin cytoskeleton; cytoplasm. The record is from RefSeq and is a predicted model, not a curated record. Gene Ontology annotation, biological process: actin filament organization; root hair elongation. Gene Ontology annotation, molecular function: microfilament motor activity; actin filament binding; ATP binding.